AAAAUCCGUUCAUUAGUAGCAAAUUAAUUGCAUUGUUGGAUUGAAAAAACAAAAUCUUAAUACCUUUGGAAUUACUUUUAAUGAUGGAAAGAGCGAUAAAUGUCAAUUGAAGAGCUCUCAACCGAGCAUUCAGCUGUUAUCCAGUUAUAUUGACUUGUGUAAAGAUAUUUAACAAUCACGAUGUAUUAUCAAUGAAUGGCAAAAAUAUCUAAAUCAAAAAUAUGAGCUUUAAUGGUAAUUAUGGCUCUAAUUGACCUUUUAUUGAAGAGGUUAAAUGGUUAUCCAAAACAUCAACUACAAGUGAUGAAUUUUGUCAUCAUUUAAACUACCAGGAUCCGCUAAUUUGGUCAACAUUCGUUGGUACGACAAAUAGAUGUCAACAAUAGAUGACUUGUUAUUCACUGUUAAUCUUGUAACAUUUUAAUAUCGUCUUCCGUUAUUCCCCUUCAAUUGAUCCUCGCCUUAAAUCUUGACUUUAUCCUUUUAUCACUUUUGAUUGAACAAAAAUUUAAUCCUUGAAAUUGUGCUCCAGUUAAUCUUCCAGAUUACAGAAUGUACUUGAAAGCAGUUGACUUAAUAGGACAAAAUUAGUUUAAUAUAAAAAUUAGUCAAAAAUCCUUUUCAACUCACAAAACUAAAAUGAAAUUUUUUCCAAAUUUUUGCUACUUAACUCAACAUUGCCAUGCUUCAUCACCGAUGUUAGAUACAAUUGAAUUUUAUUCGAGUAAAACUGAUGGCCGGGUAUUUUUCAUUCGCAAUCCUUACUUCGAAAAAACCAGAGGUAGACCCCGAAAGCCACCAAAGCCUGGGAUUGGUAAAUCAAGCCUUGAUAGUCCUGCAAAUAAUGGACGAAAAGCAAAUGGAUCCUUGUGCAAAUCUUCAAAUGUUUCACCUGUUUCAGAGUCAUCGUUCUUGCCUUCCAAAUAUGAUGUUUGGAAUAAUAUAAAGAAUUCAUUCAACCAAUUCCGUAAAUUGGGUCCAGUACCUAAAAAGGAACCAGCUAUACCCAGUCUAGUAAUCUCCAAGAAAGAGCCGGUAUCAGUUUUUGAUCAACAUCCAUUCCGUCCUUUACCUGGUUCAUCAAAUCAAGUACAAUUAAUGGUUAACCCGUUUGCCAGUAGAAAUAAGAUUAAAGCCCCAGCUGACGAGUUAACCAAAAUGUUCUAUGAAAUGAUCGACAUAGCUUCAGAGGAAUCGGAUCAACCUAACCAUUCACCAUUCCUAGAAUAUCCCAUGACACCAGAAUCACCGAUAUCCCCGAUAUCCCCGAUAUCAACUACAUCACUGCCCACUGAAAGUACACCGGCCAAAGCUAUAACUGAUAUCGUAGAGUACCCAGAAAGUACCGAAUAUACUCACAUUAACCCAACAAUAUGUGAAAGUAACAUUUUAGACGAUAUUUUAUACAUGGAUUUCAAUGAAUAUGAAUUUGACAAGAUGAUUUCAAGUUUACCAGAUGUUAUGGAUACUGCUGUUUGUGACUAAUUAAUAUCGACUCAGACUAAUGACGGAAAAAACAUUUCAUUUGUAAUUGGUGCCUUUCAUCCAUUCAACAUCGUUUUUGCAAAAAAAUUGUACUUAUUAAUUGUAACUUUUGCUUAGUAAAAUACUCGUUACUUAUAUUAUAUUAUAAUAGUUUCUAAAUUUGAUCUCAUUUUUGUAUUCCUUUUCUCUUCUAUUCAACCCAGUGGUUAUAAACAUACCUCGUGUAUCUAUUAACUGUUGUAUGAGUUGAACCUCAACAAAUAUACUUUAUUAGUGGCCAACAUUUAAAACAUCGAAGUAAAAAAAUGCCCAACUGAACAUUUUACAGACAUUGUUAACACAUUUUGGAUGAUAAACAUUGUUUUCAUUUUCUAUUUUCAAGUGAUAUUAAUCUUCUUGGUAAUUAAAGAUGACGUCUUUCAAAGGAACCAAAAUAGAAUGUAAAAUUUGUUCAGACGAUGCCAUCGGAAGAUACUUUGGUACCUAUCUAUGUGGAUCAUGUAAAGCAUUUUUCCGACGAAAUGCAAGUAAAAGUGAGAAAUUCCUCUGCCCUUUUACGGAGAGAUGUGAAAUAAAUAAAAUGACUCGAAGACAUUGCCGAAAAUGUCGAUUAGAAAAAUGUUUCCGAGCUGGAAUGAAAAAGGAGUGGAUCCAUUCAGAAGAUAAAGUAACCGAAAACAUUGAUUUCAUUGAUAUUAAUCAAUUUAAAACUGAACCAAAGUCUGUUCCGAGUACUUCUGGUCCUUUUAAAGAUGGGGAAAGUCCGGCAAGUGAUUCACAGGAGGAGGCAGAAGAAGGAAAAUCAAAUAUAACCCUGGUCUUGAACAAUUUGUUGGAUGAAGCUGCAUUGCAUGAUUUAUUGGAAGAAGAAUGUGAAGAAGCUUUAGAUAAGGAAUGUAAAGAAUUGACCGAAGAAGCUGUUCCUUUACAAAACUCAGGCUUCCAAUGUUACAGAUUUGGUGAUAAUCGAUGGGAUGGUCGAGAAGAUCCUUGUGAUUUUCAUCAAACACAUCAAGAGUAUCUUACAUCAACAACUUAUAUAACAAAUUGCGGUAAUUUAGUUUGUAUUGGAGCUCCUUUCAAGUCAACUUUUGGUGAAAACACAUGGCAAUGGAAAAUAUACCAACGAAUGCUUGGCGCUAACUUCACAGCAAUCAGUUUUAGAAGCGAGUUCAUCUCUCGACGAGUUGCUCUCAAUCACCUAGAAGCGGAAAAAAUUGAUGAACUCUGUCCUUUCUCGAUGAAAUUAUGCAAAAAUUCUCCAUUCGACUUUCCAUCAGAUAUCGAUGUUCCAGGUUUCUUUAAAAUAUUAGAAAUCUUUUUGAAUCGACUGAUACCUUCAUUAAGCACAAUUUCAACAUUUUCAUCGCUUUGCAUGGAGGAUAGAAUGAGUCUUAUCAAGAAAAGUUUUGGUCAUAUUCUGCUACUAAGAACUUCUGUUUUGGUUGAUAUCAAUACGGAAACUUUAACACUUCCUAAAACGAGUGUAACUCUGCAGUUGAGUAAAUUCCGAGACUUUGCAAAUUGUCCUUAUCAGCAGUAUAUGGAGUUCAUUAAAACUCUGAAACCAAACUGGAGAACGGAUUUCAAAGCUAAUUUAUUGUGUAUAGCCAUCAUACUUUUCAAUCCAGAAACACCAAACGUUUUUUAUCCAGAUAAUAUUAGGAUUCAUCAAUACAAUUAUAUAUACUUAUUGAGACGUUACCUCGAAUUCCGAAGUUAUUUAGUUUGUGCAGCCAGAACAGACUAUUUUGAUUUAAUGAUGAAGAUCGGAGAACUGCAAGAGACUAUAAAAAUCAACGAGUUUAUCCAUGAUUUAGCAUUAGCCAACAGAGAUCUAGUUGGUCCAUUGCUAGGUGAAAUCCUGGACAUUUGUUGAAUGUCACUAUCGAUGGACCAGCGUUGAAAUCAUUAAAACCAGCUCAACAUAAGCAUUGCAGAUCAGUUUACAUCGAAUAACGUCAUAAAACAAUGAAAAAAAUUGAAUGCAAAUUUAUUUGAUUUGUAAUAAUUUCGACUGGGAUUUAGUGACCAUAGAAAAGUCAUGUCAUAUUGAUGAAUGCAAAAAACGAGAUGUAAAAAUGGACUGACUUUGUAAAUUAAAAUUGACAAUAAAUGCUUUUUUUUUGUU
Molecule: messenger RNA, 3616 nt
Organism: Tetranychus urticae (two-spotted spider mite)
Lineage: Eukaryota; Metazoa; Arthropoda; Arachnida; Trombidiformes; Tetranychidae
Source: RefSeq, a predicted model, not a curated record